GAGUAGUUCGUAUACCUAUAUAUAUAGAGAGAGAGCGGCCCUUGCCUUAGAGUUAUCGUUAGAGCUGGAACAUUCGCUGCUUGUGCGUUGUCUGAGAUUCUUCUUCGUGGCCGAAAUCCACCCACGAUCUGUGAUAAAUGCCGACAUCGUAGAUGGCGGCAGUGAAGAUUUCAAUGACUUAAACUCUACAAGAAGGAUCCGAGCUUCCCGAAUUUCUUGACUCGAUAUCUCAUCCAACAGUCACUUGUACCAUCCGCCACCAUGCCUUUGCCGUGGGCUUGGAUAGCCCUGCUUUCUCAACUAAUAAUUCCCCUUGCCCUGUCGGCGGACACGCAAGCGUGGAAGUCUCGCAAUAUCUAUUUCGCUCUCACAGACCGCAUCGCCCGCAACAGCGAUGAUAAGGGAGGAGGUUCCUGCGGCAACCUCGGGAAUUACUGCGGCGGCACGUUCCGCGGUCUCGAGUCAAAGCUUGACUACAUUGCCGGGAUGGGCUUCGAUGCCAUCUGGAUCACGCCCGUCGUAGCGAAUACCAACGGUGGAUAUCACGGAUAUUGGGCCUCGGACUUAUACAGCAUCAACCAGAACUAUGGCACGGCAGACGACCUGAAAGCUCUGGUUAAUUCCGCCCAUGAAAAGGGUAUUUACGUGAUGGUCGACGUGGUUGCGAAUCACAUGGGUCCAAACAUUGGCGGCCACAGGCCGGAGCCCCUGAAUCGCGAAAGCUCCUACCAUUCGGCAUGCGAGAUCAACUACUCGGAUCAGAACAGCAUCGAGACCUGCUGGAUCGCCGGUCUGCCCGACCUCAACACGCGGGACCCUAACAUCCGGACGCUCCUCAAGUCGUGGAUCAGCUGGCUCGUCCGGGAGUACGGGUUCGACGGCGUGCGGAUCGACACGGUCAAGCACGUCGAGAAAGACUUCUGGCCCGAAUUUUCGGCGGCUGCCGGAGUGUACGCGAUCGGCGAGGUGUUCGACGGCAACCCCGACUACCUGGCGGGGUACGCCGGGCUCAUGCCCGGGCUGCUCAACUACGCCAUGUACUACCCGGUGAACAACUUCUACCAGCAGAAGGGCUCGAGCCAGGCGCUGGUGGACAUGUUCGACCGGGUCAGCGGGCUGUUCCCCGACCCGGCCGCGCUCGGCUCGUUCCUCGACAACCACGACAACUCGCGGUGGCUGAACCAGAGGAACGACCGCGCGCUGCUCAAGAACGCGCUGGCCUAUGUCAUCCUCGGCCGCGGCAUCCCCAUCAUCUACUACGGCACCGAGCAGGCCUACGCCGGCGGCGCCGACCCCGCGAACCGCGAGGACCUCUGGCGCAGCGACUUCCGCACCGACGCCGAGAUCUACUGGGCCAUCGCGCGCCUCUCCGUCACCCGGAAGUCGGCCGGCGGCUUGGCCGGCAACGACCACGUCCAUCUCUACGUGGCGAAUACCGCGUACGCCUGGAGCCGCGCCGGGGGCAACUUGAUCGUCCUCACGACCAACAGCGGGUCCGGCUCAAGCUCAACCCACUGCUUCAACACGCGAGUCUCCAACCGAACGUGGAAGAACACGUUCAGCGGCGGGACGUACUCGUCGGACAGCAACGGGAAUGUCUGCCUUAACGUUACUAAUGGCGAACCUGUUGUGUUACUCGCUGCGUAAAGAAACGCGGUGGGAAACGUGGCUGGAUGUAUAUAGAGAGCUGCGAGUAAGCAAGCCAGAGGGCACUUAGUACACUAGAUGAUGAUCAUAGUCCCAUUGAAGUGUAUUUACGCGAAUUCCUUUCAUGGUAGGACCCCGACAAGCCACUUGAUCGGACUUUUAAUAACUCCAUCGCGUUCUCCGUUACUUACUACACACCAACGUAACAAUGUUACGUGGAUGUACCUUAAUUAUCUACCCCCUUAUUACGCAACUCGUUUCCCACAACUCAACCUGUUAGAUAUAUUUACUCGGACAUGCUCCUAACUGUAGGGAAAGCAAAGCUAGUGUGUAUUUACAAUGCUUAUACUUUCACCACUUAUAACUCUACGGCGAAACUAACUUAGACCGAACCCCUUCUUGCUAGCUGUUAAUUCGUAGUAAUAUUUGGGAUUUCCGUUUAAUAGUGACUUCGGAAGCAGCCGGCUGUGUGAUGCUGGAUAUGUAGGCGAGGAUCGGUGAAAGGGUUUG
This is a messenger RNA of Durotheca rogersii, 2157 nucleotides long. Its product is annotated as glycoside hydrolase family 13 protein. Lineage: Eukaryota; Fungi; Ascomycota; Sordariomycetes; Xylariales; Xylariaceae. The record is from RefSeq and is a predicted model, not a curated record. Gene Ontology annotation, molecular function: calcium ion binding; alpha-amylase activity. Gene Ontology annotation, biological process: carbohydrate metabolic process. The transcript has 3 exons. The coding region runs from base 262 to 1647 and encodes 461 amino acids.